Messenger RNA from Epithele typhae, 825 nucleotides. RefSeq lists its product as uncharacterized. The coding region runs from base 1 to 825 and encodes 274 amino acids. The transcript is spliced from 3 exons. NCBI's taxonomy places the organism in Eukaryota, Fungi, Basidiomycota, Agaricomycetes, Polyporales, Epitheliaceae. The record is from RefSeq and is a predicted model, not a curated record.
AUGUCUUUCUCUAGUCUUCACAAAGCAAAAGAUCUGUGGUACAAGGAUGGAACGAUCGUCAUCAUCGCCGGCACCACCGCGUUCUGUGUUCACAGCAGCGUUCUUGAAGCAGUCUCCUCCGUGUUCGGAGACAUGUUGAACCUUCAUCGAGAAGGUGAAUACGAAACUAUGGAAGGAUGUGUUGUCGUGCGCGUCACGGAUUCCGAGAUCGAUAUGUCGCAUUUCCUCCGAGUGAUGUUCCGCCCGGGUUACGAUAGUCUCGCCCACGAAACCGAGCCAAUAGCCUUCUCUGCGCUCGCGUCCUUCCUCCGCAUGGCACACAAGUACGACGUAGAAAAGGGCGUCGCCGUCGCCGUCGACCGUCUCUCGCGCCGUUUCGGCGCGCCGCUCCACACCUCACUCGGUCACCGUACCACCUGGGACAAGGUCGAAGCCCACCUCAACACGUCCUCACGCGUCACGUUCGACCCCGCCGAUGCCAUCGAGGCCGUCAACCUCAUGCGUCUCAUCAACUCUUCCGCGACGAGCGCAAACUCUCCGCGCUUCUCAAACAUCGCGGUCACGGUCGCGCUCUUCUACUGUUGCGUCGCCGCCGAUGGGAAGCCGCAAUUCCUUCGGAAUGGCCAGCCUCGCGCGGACGGGACGAUGGAGGUGCUCAGCGACGCGGAUUACGGACGAUGCGCCACCGCGAUGGUGUGCCUCCGGCAGGAGUUCGGCCACGUCGUAGGGCGGGCGAUGGUCGCCUUCUGGAACGGUUACGAUAAGUUCAAGAACGUCGUGGGUUGCUCCCGGCAGCCCAAGUGCGAAAACGACACCAUUUCGUGA